UUUGCUUCUUUUUUGUCAUAUGGAAGCUAACAGCUAACAGCUAACAGGCUAACAGGCUAAAGUAACAGUGACCAUGGAUGUGAGCCGGUUCAUACCGGGACGGCGUCGUGGUGUCUCCGGACAACGAUAACAUCUGUUCACGGUGGCGACCCUCUUCCUCCUCCUCACUAUCUGUCUAGUUGGUACAUUUCGUGUUCAGCUUGGCGGUUAUCUUUGUGACUUUUGCCCCCUUUAUCCCGCUGCGGCUCAUGCUAGCUGUUAGCCUGCUAGCCAAUUAGCUCGCUAUAAAGAAGCGUCGCUUUGCAUUGUGAGGCUAACGAACUAACCGGACAUUAACUCGGAUAUGAGCGAUGGCAUCGGUUCGGGUGGCAGUCCGGGUCAGACCCAUGGACAGGAGGGAGAAGGACUUGACGGCAAAAUGCAUUAUCAAGAUGGAAGGGACCAAAACCUCCGUCACCAACCUGAAGAUCCCUGACGGCAUCGCAGGUGACGUGACGAGGGAUCGAACCAAAACCUUUACGUACGACUUCUCCUACGACUCCACGGACUGUAAGAGCUCCACAUUCGUCUCCCAGGAAAAGGUUUUCAAAGAUCUGGGCUCGGACGUGCUGAAGGCGGCGUUUGAGGGCUACAAUGCCUGCGUCUUCGCUUAUGGUCAGACCGGCUCGGGGAAGUCCUACACCAUGAUGGGAAAUCCAGGAGACGCAGGUCUGAUCCCCAGGUUCUGUGAGAGUUUGUUCAGUCGUAUCUCCGCAGCGACUCGAUGGGAUGAAGCUUCAUUUCGUACAGAAGUCAGCUACCUGGAGAUCUACAACGAAAGGGUGAGAGACCUGCUGAGGAGGAAAUCCACUCAGACCUUCAACCUGAGAGUCAGGGAGCACCCGAAAGACGGACCGUAUGUAGAAGAUCUGUCCAAACACCUGGUGCAGAACUACAGCGACGUGGAGGAGCUGAUGGAGGCCGGAAACAUCAACCGCACCACCGCCAGCACCGGCAUGAACGACGUCAGCAGCCGCUCGCACGCCAUCUUCACCAUCAACUUCACACAGGCUAAGUUCGAUUCAGAGAUGCCCAGUGAGACGGUCAGUAAGAUCCACCUGGUGGAUCUGGCCGGCAGCGAGCGAGCCGACGCCACCGGAGCGACGGGCGUCCGACUGAAGGAAGGAGGAAACAUCAACAAGUCGCUGGUCACCCUCGGCAACGUCAUCUCUGCUCUAGCUGACAUGACGCAGGACGGCGGGAACACCAACCUGAAGAAGAGGUCGGUGUUUGUUCCCUACAGAGACUCGGUGCUGACGUGGCUGCUGAAAGACAGCCUGGGCGGCAACUCCAAGACCAUCAUGAUCGCCACCGUUUCCCCGGCUGAUGUGAACUACGGCGAGACGCUCAGCACGCUGCGAUACGCUAACCGAGCCAAGAACAUCAUCAACAAACCCACCAUCAACGAGGACUGCAACGUCAGGCUCAUCAGAGAACUGCGGGCGGAGAUCGCCCGUCUGAAAGCUCUGCUGGUUCAGGGAAACCAGAUCGCUCUCCUGGAUUCGCCCACUGCUCUGAGUAUGGAGGAGAAACUGCACCAGAACGAAGCCAGGGUUCUGGAGCUGACGAAAGAGUGGACCAACAAAUGGAACGAGACACAGAACAUUCUCAAGGAGGAGACCCUCGCUCUGAGGAAAGAGGGGAUCGGUGUGGUGUUGGACUCUGAGCUGCCUCACCUCAUCGGCAUCGAGGACGACCUCCUCAGUACCGGCAUCAUCCUGUACCAUCUGAAGGAGGGACGGACAUACGUGGGCAGAGAGGACGCGUCCAGAGAGCAGGACAUCAUCCUGCACGGUCUGGACCUGGAGAGUGAGCACUGCAUGUUUGAGAACCAGAACGGUAAAGUGGCUCUGGUGCCGCUCGGCAGAGCUCAGUGUUCUGUGAAUGGAGUUCAGGCGAGGGAGCGGUCGCAGCUCAACCAAGGCGCUGUUAUUCUGCUCGGCAGGACCAACAUGUUCCGGUUUAACCAUCCGAAGGAGGCGGCCAAGCUGAGGGAGAAACGAAAGAGUGGCCUGCUCUCCACAUUCAGCCUCUCGAUGACGGAUCUGUCCAAGUCCUGUGAAAACUUGUCCACGGUGAUGCUCUACAACCCCGGUCUCUUCACUGAGAAUGGCCCCGUCUUCCUCAGACUGGAGUUUGAGAGGCAGCAGCGAGAGGAGCUGGAGAAACUGGAGCUGAAAAGGAGGCUGAUCAAGGAGAUGGAGACAAAGCACCAGAGUGAGAAGGUAGAGCUGGAGCGCCUGCAGCAGGAGGUGGAGAGUCAGCGUAAGGAGUCUGAGGAGGUGCAGCAGCGGAUCCUCCACCAGGAGGAGAGCCUCCGCUGCCGCAGCCAGGACAUCGAGAGCCGCCUGCAAGACUUUCUGGCCGAGAAGGAGCGCUUUGAGGAGGAGAGACGCUCGGAGGUCCACGGGGAAGACGUCCAGCAGCAGAAACUGCAGCAGGUGGAAGAAGAAGAAGAGGAGGAGCAGGACGAAGAGCAGCGGCGGCAGCAGGAGGCUGCAGAGCAGACCGAGAUCUACCGCGAGCUGGAGAGGCUGAAGAGGGAGCGCGAGGAGCAGAAGGUUCGUCUGGAGACUGAGCGGCGGCGGCUGGAGGAGCAGGAGCGGGAGCAGCUGAGCCUGGUGGGGAGGCUGGAGGAGCAGCUGAGAGAGAAACACGAGGCGUCCACCACACUGCUGACCCGGGAGGACGCCCGCCGCCUGGAGGAGGAACGUCGAGCCCUGGCUGAGAUCAGAGAAGCACUCCUCCGUGCCAAAGAGAUCGCAGAGCGGCCAGAUGUGGAGGAUGCCAGCGAGGAGGCGAGAGCUGCCCAGACACGAUACACCAACUUCAAGGAGGCUCAGGUGAAGGAGCUGGGCCAGCUGGAGGAGGAGCUCCGGCAGCAGAGGGCGCGCCUGGAGAAAGAGGUCGCUGCUGAGCGUAGCACACUGCUGCACCUCGGCCACGGCCUCAAAGAACGACUUCAGCAGCUGAAGGAGACGCAGGCGAAGGGGGCGCAGGACGCUACAGCUGUCUGCCAGGAGGAGCAGCUGGUCAAACAGGCGGAGUACCGACUGCAGUUUAAGGAGCGUCAGCUGGCCAGCGUGGCCGACGACCUCCUACCUGCGCUGGCCGAGGAGAAGCAGAGAGCAGCGGAGAUGCUGGAGCGCAGCGGCGGAGGCAGCAACGGGAACUGCGACAGCCCGCCGGGGCUCGACAACACGCUGUUCCAGGUGGAGAAGGAGCUGGAGGACAAAGAGGAGAAACUGAACCUGCACUGGCAGAGCGCUCAGCAGCUCCAGCAGCUCCAGGAGACCUACGAGUUCACAGCCAACGUGGCGCGGCAGGAGGAGAAGGUGAGGAGGAAGGAGAAGGAGAUCCUGGAGUCGAAGGACAAGCAGCAGAGGGAGGCGAUGGAGCAGGCGGUGGCCCGGCUGGAGAGGAGGCACUCGGCCCUGAGGCGCAGCGUCUCCCUGGAGCCCGACACCGAGGAGCAGAGACACAAGAGCUCGGCCAUCAGGAACCUGAGGGCGGGGGGCGACCUGGACCAGCAGAGGGUGGAGCGGGAGAUCCAGAAGCUGAGACAGAGGAUCAGCGAAGGGGAAGAGCACAACAGGACUCACUCCAUCAGUAACGAUGAGAAGACGAGCUCCCCGGUCAGCCACAUCCAGAGUCUGAACACACUGCUGCCGCUGUCCGACGACAGGAUAAAUGCGUACAUUGAAGAGGAAGUCCAGCGACGGUUACGCAAGAUGAAUCUUCUCAAUGGCAGCAGCAGCAACAUGGAUCUGUCUCUGUCCUGCGACUCGCUCAGGGAGGAGGAAGAAGCUAGUGACUGUAGCUCUGUUAGAUUAACAGAUGAGGAAGAUGAAAAGCAGCAAAACAUUAAUCCGAGGAGGCUUAAAUAUGAGAAAGCCUGCGGGUUGCGGUCUAGCUUCCUGCCUGCCCCGGAGCUCGAGGGUAACUCCCCUCCUCACGUCCAGGAAAACAUGUUGGAAGAACCAGAGAAAGAAGAAACACUCACAUCUACAGCUGAAGCCUUGAUUGGAAAAAAAGGAUUGCCUUACAAAGAUGGGGACAAAAACAAAUGGUGGAAUAUCCCUCUCGGAGAACUGGGCCGAGACGUUUGUAAACUUGAGCGCUGUGACGUUGGACAACACAAGUUUUGUGUCACCUCGGCAAACACGGAGACGAUCCGAUUGGAUGAAAACGAGAAUAUCACUGAUGAGAGGAGAAACGAUGCUGCCUGCUGUGUUCCUGGCGAUGAUAAGAAGGUUGACGAUGCAGCAAGCAAGCACCAAACCUGUGACGCAGGGAGAGUAAAAGAUGCAGGACUUCCCAACGAUCAAUCGUCAAAGAUGCAGAUCUCGGUCAACGGUUACAUCAAUUCCAAGGUGAAGGAAUCCAUUAAUGGUCCAAUAAAACGAGAGACGAACACAGAAACUGAGAAAGUGGCGGCUAACAGGAGCUUUGAUUUGGGAUAUUUAGCUGGAAUGCUGUCCGAUGCUUACAAAGACGCUGGUAGAAAGCUACAGGGCACACGGGACAUCAUUCGAAAUGUAGGAGUGGGUGAAAUGAAGGUUAUGGUCUCUCAGUGUGUGACCAUGAUGUCCAAAGAGCUGCCACUGAUUAAUCGAAUGCAGCUUAACCCGGUGCCAUCACCUCUCCUCGAUGCCGAAAACAAAGUCAGUUUGGUGGAUCUGCCGACAGAUUGUGCCCUUAGUCUGCCGCUGAAUUGCGGCAUAUCUGUGGUCUCGGGCGUCUCCGGAUGGCCUGAAGGCUCUGUGUCGUCUCUCAAAAACACAUGUCCUGAAGUGUUUUAUCAGAGGCUGGUCCAGCUGCCUCCAGCUUUGUCUCAGCUACAGUCCCUUUCGUCCCAGAAGAUGCUCGAAAAGUUGGAAUCUCUGGCUCCUCGAAUGAAAGUUGACAAGCCUUCGAGUAUCUUCUGGCUCAAAACCGCCAACAGAAAGCAGCCGACACCGAAGCCUGCAUGCUUGCUUUUGUCAGAAAAAGACAUAAUAGUGCUGUCAAGUGAAGCAAAUUCAGAUGACACCUUAGCUAUUUUUCACCAUUUUAAUCUUCUGGAAAUCAAGAAGGUCCAGAUAAGCUUGGCAGGGCAGCACGUUCGCCUAAUUGGCUGCACCGAAGACGCCCUCUUGGUAGUGUUUACCCACAGCAAAGAGCUGACCCAGGAGUUCUGCAAGGCUUUACUGAAGGUCCUCUCUCCUGAAAGGUUCUCUGAAGAGACUGAAGAUCACCCGUUACUCUCGGAUGACCUCAUGGACCUCUCUCUGGAUUGGACGUCAAGCGUCCCCGACAUCGUCCUGGACAACGGCCUUCACGUCACCUCCAGAUUCAAGCGGGUCCUUGCAGACCUGCUCUACAUCGUCCACGGGAACAUGGUGGGUCCUGGCAAACCUUCUCUGGCACACAUUCGUCCUCUGCUCUACACCAGCGUCAAGGUCAAGAACUCUCCCCGCAUGCAUCAGGACGCCAUUGCUCAGUUCCUCCUGACGGACACUCAUGUGGCUGUUCUCCGGGAGGACGGCGUCUUUCACCCGGUGCCGCGGGGCUCCAGUUUUGUCCCUGCACAGCCCCAGGUUCAGGGACUCGAAGUCCGCAAGCGUUCAGACAUCAGAUGCCUGAUUGUGAGGCAAAAUGACAACUGCCUGGUGGUCGAUAUCACGUUUACAACUCCACAAACUCGAGGAAAGAAGAUGGAGUCCAGGCGAAGCUCCGCUGAUGUGCCCUCCAUCUCUGAUUCCAGCAGUCGCAGUGAUUCCUGGAUGCUUUGCUUUGGUUGCACCUCAGAAGCUGUGAUCUUGAUUAAACAUCUGUGUACCUGAGUUACACACCUGAAGGCAGUUUCACAAGAAUGAAUUCACUAUUGCAACGUUCUUAACUGUGUCCAAGAGGGAGAAUUAAAUAUAAGUCACCGCCAUUUGACAGAUAAAAUGUUUUUUCAGAGAUGGAUAGUAUAUACGUGUGUGUGUAUGUGUAUAUAUCUAUAUAUAUAUCUAUAUAUAUAUAUAUAUAGAUAUAUAUACACACAUAUAUAUAUGAAAGUAUUUUAAGAAUAUUUUUUAAUGUUUUAACUUUUCAGUCAUGUAAUUUUGUGAUUUGACCAUUUUGCUAUAAAGUCCUAAAGAUUGUCUUUUGAGAAGAAGAAUCACGUUGAAGUGUAUUCUCUAUAAUUUCUUGUGACUUCUGCAGUUUAGAUGUAGUCGUAGUUUCUAUGUAUUUAUGAAAGUUAAAUGUUUUGUUUACUGUUUUUAGUCAUGAUGAUGGUUCUUGAUUAUUGUUUGAUUUUGGAUCUCGCCUGGUGAAAGGGAAAAUGUAGCAGCUGCACUUUAAGAAAGAAAUAUUGAUGACUUGAUUACAGAUGAAAUAUGAUUAGUAUAUAUUUGAAUUAAAGUUUAAUAUGCCUUUAAACUUGUACAAUGACAUGUUGAAUGUGAAAACGGAUAAUAAAGAUUUAACACAGUGAGUUAUUGUCUGAUUUAUAUUCGGUGAUCAGAAAUUGAUUCAUGAAGAUUAUUGUAUUUUUUCCUGGGUCAACCCUUUACUCUCCACCUCCCUUCUUCUUCUUCUUCUUCUUCUU
Molecule: messenger RNA, 6619 nt
Organism: Cottoperca gobio
Lineage: Eukaryota; Metazoa; Chordata; Actinopteri; Perciformes; Bovichtidae
Gene: kif16ba
Product: kinesin family member 16Ba
Exons: 25
Coding region: 351-5864 (1837 amino acids)
Biological process (GO): microtubule-based movement
Molecular function (GO): microtubule motor activity; microtubule binding; phosphatidylinositol binding
Source: RefSeq, a predicted model, not a curated record